AAAUUAUCUGGUCAAAAUUUUAACCUUCGCCUUAUCGGUUCAGCAAAAAAAGGACGUGUGAAAUGCAUUCUUCAAUCCUCUCUAGAUAAUGGGUGGAACAAGCUUGAUCAUACUAGAGUUCAACCACCUACCAGCUUAGGACUUGAAGUGAGACCUCGAAUGCUUAGCAUAGAAAAAAAUAAUAAUCCGCUAAGAAUAUCCGUGGAUCAGGAUGUAUUACAAAAAUACGCAGAACUAGUUUUACAAAAGCAUUCUAGCUAUCUUAGGGAUUGGACUAUCGAAGAAAAGGAAGAGACGAAAGAAAACUUCGUAUAUUUUAACCGGAAAGCUCUACUAGAAUGUCCACUAUGUAAACGUAUACAUGACAAGGAUCAGAGGUGGUUCGGCCGUGUAUGCGCUAGCAGUGGGAGGUUCAUCGUAAAAUGCUUUCGGCAGAAUAGUGAUAAACCAGGGGAUGUUUUUGAAUGCGACCCAUCUAUUGCGGAAAAAAUUCAGCAAAAAAAUAAAAAUAUAUCUUUGGCGUCUAGCAUUCGCAAGAUAAAAGGCCCAGGUUUUCCUAAAGCCUUCUUAAAAUUCCCAUCUUGGGUCAAGUAUAAUGAACCCCUUACAGCGACAGAAACAUAUAAAGAGAAAUAUGUAAGAUCAUUACCCAAUGAAGGUGAUAUUUAUAUAGGGUCGCCUUGGGAAACUGGAAAAACAUAUAUUCUCGAACAUCUUACUAUAUCUGACAUUGUGAAUUUGCUAGCAUUAUCUACGCGUCAUUCUUACUCGAAUGCCGUUACUACAAGACUUAAUCUUAAGUCAUAUUGCGAUAUUAAUGGUAAUAUAAAUCUUCCCGAUCACAAGAGGGUAGUAUGCCAGAUAGAAAGCUUACAUCGUAUUACCAAUAAUUGUAAAUGUAAUAAAAAAUGUAAAUGCCCUCCAAUCCAAUAUGAUUUAUGGCUUGAUGAAAUA
Funneliformis geosporum is the source of this 954-nucleotide messenger RNA. The record is from the annotation of a GenBank genome assembly. Lineage: Eukaryota; Fungi; Glomeromycota; Glomeromycetes; Glomerales; Glomeraceae.